Molecule: messenger RNA, 1800 nt
Organism: Colletotrichum scovillei
Lineage: Eukaryota; Fungi; Ascomycota; Sordariomycetes; Glomerellales; Glomerellaceae
Product: proteasome A-type and B-type
Exons: 3
Coding region: 415-1296 (293 amino acids)
Biological process (GO): ubiquitin-dependent protein catabolic process
Cellular component (GO): nucleus; proteasome core complex, alpha-subunit complex; proteasome core complex
Source: RefSeq, a predicted model, not a curated record
GUUGGUGUUCACGAUGACGGGAGGCCGGGCAUCGCACCAGCCACACCACUUCCACUCCAGCCACACCUUUAAAGUGGCUGGUGCCUUCCUACCUUCCCGGCCUGGGUGGAUCCACCCUCCCCCAGCUUCCCUUUUCAACCUGAGGCACCCUUGCGUCUAGCCUCGCCCGUCAACCUCUCGCAGCAACACGCAGCUCAGGUUGCCUGAAGCUCUGAUCUCAAGGCUCCAGAUUCCCCAAUUCCAAACCACGUCCCGCCAUCGUCAUCCACCACCACGAGCUCUCUCCCACGACCAGACAACGUGCCUACGACACCCACUUCAUCACGACUCCUUUCGACGCCCAACGAACCCUCCAGUCCUCAAGAUUACACACCCGAAGCUUUCCCCGAAUACCCCAAGCUCUUCUAAUUCACAAUGACGUCGAUAGGCACAGGUUAUGACCUGAGCAACUCCAUCUUCUCCCCCGACGGCCGCAACUUCCAAGUCGAGUAUGCCGUCAAGGCCGUCGAGAACGGUGGCACAUCCAUCGGUAUCCGGUGCAAGGGUGGCGUCGUCCUCGCUGUCGAAAAGAUCAUUGCCUCCAAGUUAUGGAAGCCCAAUGCCAACAAGCGUAUUGCUACCAUUGACAGACAUCUCGGUGUUGUCUACUCAGGCAUGAUCCCCGAUGGCCGCCACUUCGUUGACCGCGCCCGUGAAGAAGCCCGCGGCUGGCGCGACACCUUCAAGACUCCCAUCUCCACCGCCGACCUCGCAGCCCGCAUGGGCGGCUACCUCCAAGCCUACACUCUCUACUCCUCAGUCCGUCCAUUCGGUAUUACCGCCAUUGUCGGUGGUUUCGACCCUUCUACCGAGACCCCCGUUGACGGCGAAGUUGGUUCUGGCCCCAAGGUCGGUGCCGGCGGCAAGGACACCACCAAGAAGCACGGUGGUCCCUUCCUCUACAUGAUCGAACCUUCCGGUCUCUACUGGGGUUACUACGGUGCUGCUACUGGCAAGGGCCGUCAAGCCGCCAAGGCAGAGCUCGAGAAGCUCGACCUCGCUGAGGGCGGACUGACGUUGGAGGACGCCGUUAAGGAGGCUGCCCGCAUCAUCUACGUCGCCCACGACGACAACAAGGACAAGGAGUUUGAGCUCGAGAUGAGCUGGAUCAGUGACAUUGACGGCCCCACUAAGGGCCGCCACGAGGAGGUGCCCAAGGAGCUGCGCGAGGAGGCGGAGCGGUUUGCCAAGAAGUCACUCGAGGGCGAUGACGACGAUGACGAGGACAAGAAGGAGGACGACAAGAUGGAGGAGUAGGAUACCGACAGCGAGGCGUGAAGGGGUCCUGGUGAUGAGUAGAGCGGUGGCCUUACGACAGAAUGAGACGAAAUCAAAAAAAGAAAUCUGUCAAACACAACACAGGGGAAGCUGUCACCGUUUGGGGGAUGGCGUUCCAGAGGACCUUUGUGUACUUGUAAAAACACCAUGAUGAGGGCUAUGGCGGCUGGAUCAUAGACUAAUGAGACCUGGUUUGGGCAAGACUUGGAAUUGCAAUGACUUGUGUGAAGCGUGAUUGUCGCUGGCGAGGCCCAAGAUGAGGUGCUGGGUCAAGCGAUGGCCUCGUCUUUCAACUACCUGCUCCGGCAAUUUCCAGUGCCUCUGUCCCACGUCAUAGGUUUCUGGUCCUUUACGACCAAAGAGAUUAGCAAUUCCAGACAUGGCCGUCUCGCCCAAUCAAGCUACAGGCAGAGACACAGAAACGUCCUCUAUCUCUAUUCUGGCUGCAAGAGGAGUAUGGGCGGUCUGGGUGUCUUUUCGCUU